Molecule: messenger RNA, 945 nt
Organism: Cariama cristata (Red-legged seriema)
Lineage: Eukaryota; Metazoa; Chordata; Aves; Cariamiformes; Cariamidae
Gene: STPG1
Product: sperm-tail PG-rich repeat containing 1
Exons: 7
Source: RefSeq, a predicted model, not a curated record
AAUGAAACCCCAGGUCCAGGAUUCUGUAGUGUCACUCCUCAGUCUGCCGAGAUCAACAGCACCUCAUUGUCAAAGAAAGGAACUGGGUUCUUCCCUGCGCUGCCAUUUCCUAGUGAGCUGUCCCCUUUUAAACUGCACUUUAAUGCAAGAUACAACCACUGUGUGGUGAGGCAGAGCACGCUGACUCUUUGUCACUACGACAUCAACAAUUCCCUCAUCAAGGUGUCUCCCAAGGGUAUAACAUCUUGCUUCAAGCCAAGGACCUCCCGCCUAGCAAGGACAGACAGAUUUACUCCAGAGCCCGCAACCUAUCAGCCACAUAAACCUACCAAGGAAGCAAAGAAAACUCCCUUCAGAGCAAGAAGCCAGAGCACACAUGACCUGGACAAAGAUCCUUCGUACCCCAGGCAGAUUAAGCAUCAGGCUGUGUUCCCUUGGCAUUGCCAGGGCCUAAGCUCACCCCCCGAGGAACACACGGGGCAUAGAGAGUCCACCCUGGGAACCACGGGGCAGGAACGGCAGAAAUUCUGCGUGACUCUCUCUGCUCCAGCCAUCCCACCUUGCAAAAAUCCUCCUUUGCCUGGGCCUGGGCAGGACGAGCUUGUGGAUUACAAAGGGUCUCCAAAGCGUGACUGCUCGAGCGUUGUGUUUGUCUGAAACACAGGGCGAUGGACAGAGCACGGAUCACAGGAAGGGUUCCCUGGGCCGGGUGAAAGGGCAGACGGAGUUUCACCUUCCUCUCUCUUUGAUCCUCUCCGAUACCCAACGCAGCGCCAGGGCAUCUCCAAACACAAGGUGCUUAUUUGCCCAGAGCACUCGCGACGGAUUCCUUCAUCUACAGCUACGGUGGGAGGUGGCUCCCGGCGCUGCGAGCAGCAGAACCCGGACACGAGAGCAGGGCUCCUCAAACAGGAGCUCCGUCAAACUCUGCAGAGCACACGCUAA